Rattus rattus (black rat) is the source of this 3614-nucleotide messenger RNA. It is a transcript of the gene Chrna5, whose product is annotated as cholinergic receptor nicotinic alpha 5 subunit. The transcript has 4 exons. Gene Ontology annotation, molecular function: transmembrane signaling receptor activity; acetylcholine-gated monoatomic cation-selective channel activity. Bases 19 to 1146 code for a protein of 375 amino acids. The record is from RefSeq and is a predicted model, not a curated record. Lineage: Eukaryota; Metazoa; Chordata; Mammalia; Rodentia; Muridae. Gene Ontology annotation, cellular component: neuron projection; synapse; postsynaptic membrane. Gene Ontology annotation, biological process: nervous system process; monoatomic ion transmembrane transport; regulation of membrane potential.
GAUGAGAAAAACCAGCUGAUGACGACCAACGUCUGGUUGAAGCAGGAAUGGAUAGAUGUGAAAUUAAGAUGGAAUCCUGACGACUAUGGUGGGAUAAAGAUUAUACGUGUUCCUUCGGACUCCCUGUGGAUCCCAGACAUCGUUUUGUUCGAUAAUGCAGAUGGACGUUUUGAAGGGGCCAGCACGAAAACAGUUGUCAGGUACAACGGCACUGUCACGUGGACGCAACCAGCAAACUACAAAAGUUCUUGCACCAUCGACGUUACCUUUUUCCCGUUUGAUCUCCAAAAUUGUUCCAUGAAAUUCGGCUCGUGGACGUACGAUGGAUCCCAGGUUGAUAUAAUCCUAGAGGACCAAGACGUCGACAGAACAGACUUUUUCGACAAUGGAGAGUGGGAAAUCGUGAGCGCGAUGGGGAGCAAGGGGAACCGGACGGACAGCUGCUGCUGGUACCCCUACAUCACGUACUCCUUUGUGAUUAAGCGGCUGCCUCUCUUCUAUACCUUGUUUCUUAUUAUCCCCUGCAUUGGGCUCUCAUUUCUGACCGUGGUUGUCUUCUAUCUCCCUUCAAACGAGGGUGAAAAGAUCAGCCUCUGCACCUCAGUGCUCGUCUCUCUGACCGUCUUCCUUCUGGUUAUCGAGGAGAUCAUACCGUCGUCUUCCAAAGUCAUACCCCUGAUUGGGGAGUACUUGGUGUUCACCAUGAUUUUCGUGACCCUAUCCAUCAUGGUGACUGUCUUUGCCAUCAACAUCCACCACCGCUCUUCCUCCACACACAACGCUAUGGCGCCCUGGGUUCGUAAGAUAUUUCUCCACAAGCUUCCCAAGCUGCUCUGCAUGAGAAGUCAUGCGGAUAGGUACUUCACUCAGAGAGAAGAAGCCGAGAGUGGGGCUGGACCUAAAUCUCGGAACACUUUGGAAGCCGCACUCGAUUGCAUUCGCUACAUCACGAGGCACGUCGUGAAAGAGAACGACGUCCGCGAGGUUGUUGAAGAUUGGAAAUUCAUAGCCCAAGUCCUUGAUCGGAUGUUUUUGUGGACGUUUCUUCUGGUGUCAAUCAUUGGGACUUUAGGGCUUUUUGUUCCUGUUAUUUAUAAAUGGGCCAAUAUAAUAGUCCCAGUUCACAUUGGAAACACAAUUAAGUGAGACCAAGAAAUUACCCUGUGGAUUUAGUGAGCAGUCAUGCAGCUCUUAGGACAUGUAUGCCGUUAUGGAAAUGUGAAGGUAGUUACAAUUUGACGUAGGCUAUAACAGAUUAGCAAUUUCUAACAUUGGCUUAAUGUUGUCCAUUAGAACUGCAGUAAUAACCUCGAAUAGCAACAACACAUUGCCUGCACUAGCGAAGGCCUAGCAUCUGCAUCCUGGCAAACCCUACCAAUUUGCAACCAAUGAUGAAGGCCAUCUUUGGAGUGCUGAAAAACUCAACUGUGUUUGAAGACUAUUUAAAACUUCCUCCAAAUUUAGUAAAAGCAUAUAUAUGUGUGGUUUUGAAUUUUCAGAAUGGGUCUUUGGGUCUUGUUAAAUUGUCCAGGCUAGCACAAAACCUCCUGAGUAGCUAGGACCAUGGGUGUGCUCCACUUUGCCCUGUUCUGUAUUCACAGAUAUAAAAUACAUCAUACUUUUAUAGGAGGUAGGCCCAUUACUUGGUUUAAUAAUAACUUAAUGUCAGUUAGGUUUAAUUAUAACCUUAUGUCAGCUAAUGUUCUAUUGCUGUGAAGAGACAUCAUGACCAUCAACUCUUAUAAAGGAAAACAUUUCAUUGGUGCUGGCUUACAGUUUCUGUGGUUUAGUCCAUAUCAUCACGGUGAAAGCGUGAUAGCAUCCAGGUAGACAUAAUGCUGGACCCAGGAGUUCUCUACAUCUGGAUCAGCAGGCAGCAGGAAGAGAGAGUGAGCCACUGGACCUGGCUUGAGCAUCUGAAACCUCAAAGCCCACCUCCAGUGACACACUUCCCCCAACAAGGCCACACCUCCUAAUAGUGCCACUUGCUGGUGAUCAAGCAUUCAGUCUAUGGGUCUAUGAGAGCCAUUCCUAUUCAAACCACAUUUAAUAGGAUGCUAUUCUUUACUGACAUUUUUAAUAAGUGACAAAUGGUAACUAGAAACACCGUAGGUCCACUGUACUCGUUAUACGGUAAUAUGGAAUGGCUUUUGUGUUAACUAGUUUUACAGCCUAUCUGAAAACAUGCAACAGGCAACUCCUGCAGACACAUUCUUUGUAAUGACUUUAUAAUCCUGCAGUGGCAUGUUCCUGUAAUGACUUCAGUCUCCUCGUCCGCACUCUCCGGUUAGUAGAGCCAUUUAUGUACGUCACGUAUCCCUGAUUUCAGAGCAACGGUGCAGUUGCACAGGUUCCCACCUCAAAAUGGGGUGCCAUGACUCUGUCUGGAUAAUUCUGUGGAAAAACCAUUCUGAGCUGGAUACGGUGCCUCACACCUGUCAUGUCUACUUACAGGAGGCAGAGGCAGGGGAAUUGCUGUGAGUUGUUGGUCAGCCUGGGUUACAGUAUGAGACCCUGUCUCAGAAAACCAAACAAAAAUUUCCCCUGUGAGUUGAUGUAAGCACACUGUCAUAUCUUAUAAUGUCUGAGUUACCUUUCACCCCAAUUAUAGUGGUCAAAUCUUAGAGCAAAGUGCUUUAGAUAUAGUCUAGCUGGCCUAUCACUAGGUAUGACAUCAGUCGGUACAGUGUAAUGUAUCGUGGGUAAAGUAGUCAAGCUUCAUCCCAAGUGCCCCAGCUCAGGAACAACCCAAAAGCUUGUGUUUGAGUCAGAACUCUUAGUUGUAAAGUUAGCAACACCCUUGCUUACUAAUAAUAUAUCAACGGCUUAAAUUCAAGUCCGCAUACUUUGGAAGGCAGGAUGGGCCCUGCCAAGUUUUAUUUUACUGUGAUUACUGUGCUCACUACUGUUAGAGUGAAUGAAAGUCUGCUGUACGUCAGUAAAUGUCUCUCAAAGGCUCAUUGUUGAAAGCUUGGUCAUGGUGGUUCGGGGAGGCAGUGGGAUCUUUAGGAGUAGAGAGAGGCUCUAGCAGAGGAAAGUUAGGUCUCUAGGGAUGUGCCAUGGAGGGCAUUGAGACCCCAGCUCUUCCUUUUGCUUCCCAGCCACAGUGAGGUAGACAGCUUGGCUCUGCCGUGUUCCCCAGUGUUCUGUGCCGUCUUGACACCGACCUCAAAGCAAUGAGCCGAGCAGUCAUGACCUAAGGCCUCUGCGAGUAAGAGCAGCAGCAGAGCUCUCUCAAUUAUCCAAGUAUUUUCCCUAUAGCAACAGAGAGCUAAUAGAGUAUCAGUACCCCAAAGUGGAAUCUGUGGUGCGACUUUUGCUGUGGAGUCUACUUCUAGUCAUUCUAGACUUAAAAAAAUUAAAAGGUAAGAAUAGAACAAAGAGACAAUUCUACCUAAGUUCAGCUUCGAAAACCAAUGAGUUUACUGUGGCUACUUAUAGGAACAUGGGGGAGGAUCUCUUCCAGUGUCAUGGAUGCCUUGAGAAACUGAACUAAGGAAAGGCCUCCCUAGCCUGAGUAACCACUUUUACAACCUGCAGAUAACAACAACCCCACAAUUCCCCCUUUCCAGCAAUUGUUUGCUGUUUAUAUAAACUCGGGAAUGAAUCUUGGA